This is a messenger RNA of Schistosoma turkestanicum, 666 nucleotides long. The record is from the annotation of a GenBank genome assembly. Lineage: Eukaryota; Metazoa; Platyhelminthes; Trematoda; Strigeidida; Schistosomatidae.
UAUCGUUUCUAUCAUACCAUUAACAACUGGUUUAUGUUAUUUAUUGGCUAUUUCAAAAACUGGUGUUCGUUUAUAUUUCGGUGAGAAUCUACGUUUAAUGCAUAUACGAUUACCACCUUCUUCUCCUUAUGAUACAAUUGGUUUAAGUGAUGUAAAAUUAGCAGUGGAAACACGUGGUACAGUGAUUAUGAUUUCUGCUUUACCACAACAUUUAACAUCUUUUAAUAAUGGCACCGCAUUGGGUCUAUUCAAUCCACGUUAUCCAACAACAUCACGCUCUGCUGCUGGUGCUGCUGCUACACUUAAUCAAACCAAUUUAAAUAUGAGUUUAGGACAAUUUUUCCCAACAGAUCUUGACAGUAAUCAUAAUGGUGGUGGCGGUACUAGUAUUAGUAGUAGUAGUUAUAAGGCAACUACUACAUCGAUACUUGAUCAAUCAGAUGAUAAUUUGAAUGUAUUCACUAAACAAAUUCCACCUCACGUGAUUUAUACAAUUAGUCCAGAUUUAUAUCCAUGGACAUUGAAUUUAACAGAGAGUUUUACUACAAGUUGGUGUGUUGAUGGUGGUGCAUGGGCGUUAACUGUACUGCCGGAAAGUCAACAACAAUUUGUAGAUUCUAUGCGGAAUGAUUAUUUCACUGGUGGAUAUGUAACAAUGGAGAAAAA